AUGGCGUUUCGGCGUCUGUUCUCCACCGCCACCAAAAACAAGCAACUGCCGCUGAAAAACUCCGCCGUCGCUAACCCUAACCCUAGUCUAUGUUCUAUCUCCACCUUCAUCACACGUUCUUACUCGACUUCAUUCCUAAUCACCAAAACCCCCAAAUCUCAGAAGAAAAAACGCAAAAAGGAAGAAUCCGCAAGAACCAAACACGUACAGCACGAAUCCGAACGUAUUCCUCACUUUGAGAAGAUUCUCAAUCGAGACAGUCACUUCCGCUUUGUCACCAAAACCAAGGAUUACCUCUUGAAACAACCACAACAAGUCCUCCGCCUAGAUGAUGCCGGAAAACUCUACCGUGAGCUAGGGUUUCCUCGCGGCCGUAAAGUUCUAAAAUUCAUCCAGCGCCACCCUCUCAUUUUCCAAACCUACCGCCACUCCAAUGACAAAAUCUGGUUCGGAUUCACAGAUUUCAUGGAGACAUUUCUAGAAGAAGAGAAGAUGAUUAUGGAUGAAAUGGAACAUGAUCGGAUCAAUACUGUUAGAAAGCUGCUAAUGAUGUCUGCAAAUAAACGAAUUCCUCUAAGCAAGAUCUAUCACUGUAGAUCAUUAUUCGGGAUUCCAGAAGAUUUCAGAGAUCGUUUGAGAAAAUAUCCAGAGUAUUUCAACACCAUUGUUGAAGAAGAUGGAAAGAGAAUUCUCGAGCUUGUGAACUGGGAUCCAAAACUCGCCAUCAGCUCAUUGGAACAACAGUUCAUGGUUGAUGAAAAUCGAGCCAAGAAAGCUUUUCAAUUCAAGAUAAAACACGCAAAAUCAUUGAAUUUAGACGAACAAGAUGAACGGAAAUUGAAUCUGUUAAACACUCUUCCUCUGGUUUCGCCUUAUUCAGAUGGGGCAAGCUUGGAUCUUUGGACUUUGGAGGCUGAGAAGUAUCGGGUAGGUGUUCUUCAUGAGUUCUUGAGCUUGACAUUGGAGAAAAGAGCAUCGAUUCACCACAUUGUUGAGUUUAAAGAGGAAUUAAGUCUUACUAAGCAUACUUAUGCAAUGCUGUUGAAGCAGCCAAGGAGCUUUUAUUUGGCAGGAACUGAGAUGAAUUGGGUUGUGUUCUUGAAGGAUGCUUAUGGUGAAGAUGGUGUCUUAAUUCAUAAAGAUCCACAGGUUUUGUUUAAUGAGAAGUUCUGUGAGUUUGCAGACAAACAAGAACUGGAAAUUGAGUAG
This is a messenger RNA of Lactuca virosa, 1209 nucleotides long. NCBI's taxonomy places the organism in Eukaryota, Viridiplantae, Streptophyta, Magnoliopsida, Asterales, Asteraceae. The record is from the annotation of a GenBank genome assembly.